Molecule: messenger RNA, 2341 nt
Organism: Trichobilharzia regenti
Lineage: Eukaryota; Metazoa; Platyhelminthes; Trematoda; Strigeidida; Schistosomatidae
Source: the annotation of a GenBank genome assembly
ACGGUUUGGUUGUGUUAAUUGGUGAGUGAGCAGUGGGUAAACACCAAGUCUUCCUUAUCAACCUGUUUUUCACAGAGAAAUCAAAAACCAAAUCUAGGUGAAAAUUGCAAAGAUUAUUAUGAACAGCGUUAAUUCGUGAUGCUAAGCGAUCCGACUGAAGGUCAUUUGUUUUGUUGUCUGUUGCUUACUCCUGUCAUAUAUGUUAAAAAAUUCCGUCGGAACAUAUGUAUUAUGGCUUACGUGCAUAUAUAUCAUAUAUACAUAUACUUUGCUGCCAGUUAAUUAAUCUGUAGUUAAAACAGCUGCUAAUAAGCAGCUGCAAUGUGCCCGAAGAAAAUGCUAGCUGGGUUAGACUGACAAAUUUUGACACUUCAAAUGCUUUUCUCUUGAAAAACAUGUUUUUUAUGGAAACUCAAACGUGGACAAAUUUACAAGCUGUGAUCAUAGCUAGCAAUGACUUGGGGCACAUCACAGGACGUUAAUAUUCGGGGUUCGCUCAGGGGCCUUAUCAGACGUUCGGUGGUGCGCCCGAAAAAAUGCUAGCUGGGGAAAUGCUUCUAAAUGUUUAAUAUUUUCCAGGAUGUUCUUCAUGUAGUUUUGAAUCCAUGAAUAAGUUGGAUGAAUAUUCAUCGAAAUCAAUAACGUGCUCACUUAAUAAGGACCUUGGGACGCACCAUUCUUCGUGGUGACUAUCUUUGAUGAAAUUUCGUGUUGAUUCUCACAUAUGUAUGUCACUGCUUAUUAUCAUCUGCUGAUUUGUCAUUGUUUCUUAUCUAUAGCUAAAUGAUAUGUACUCUGGAGUUAGAUAUGGUGAUGCGUAGUUCAGUUGUGUUCUCUGAGGUGGAUGGUCUAUUUGCUAAGCUUUCAUUGUCUUUCUAGACAUCUUCGGAGCAUACUCCAGCUAUCCAGCUUAGGGAACAUCGCCACGCCAAUGUAUUUAGGAGUAUUUCUAAGAACAACCAAAUUCGACUUGACUGAGUGUUGCUGGUGUAUGGAUUGUAAUUACCAAUAUGUAAUUUCUUAUGUCCUACUUGACUUGGCGUUGUAAUGAAAUGAAGUCUUCGUUCAAUGCUUUUCCAAAAUGUGGAGCCAGAAGGUAGACAUUAAUUCCACUCGGGGUGACGUAUUAAAUUACUUAUGUAAUCCUGAUUGCAUCACGCUGUGGCUAUUCCUUAGUUUUGAGUCUCAAAUGUACCUCAGUCGGCGAUUGUUCGUUUCGUACUGACUGAUCCAGAGAUAUAUGAUAUACAACUAAGGAUUCCAGAAUGAUGUCAACUGUUGUCCUGAAAAUCCACAAUUUAGGGGGUUGAAAUUUUUAGAGCAGGGUAAGGCUUUGGAGACGUGGAUGGGCACAUGCAUAAAGUGUGGUUAAUUACUCUGUUGACACCGUUCCAAAACUGAUGGGCGUUUUCGCCACACAUCAGAGAAGGGUAUCUUGUGUUGCGCUCAUACCUUUUAAUUCGUUAAUUUCACCAAUACAUGUAUUUUAUACACUAAAAUAACCUUUAUCAUAUGGCUGAUGCUCCCAAGGUCAUUUGCCUCUUGGCACUUACUGUUACUUAAAUUUUAACUUCGCCCUUUCCAGGAUCUUACCUAUUUGUUUGAGAUGCAUGGCUGUUAGCAAAGUUACUCAGUGUGUCAUAAUGACUAUUAUUGAUGUCGUAUCCAAGUGUAUCGCAUUUCUGUCAUAUGUUUUUCUUGCAAUUGCCUCUAUAGUGUUCAUUUCUGUUGGUGGGGGCAUACUUGCGUUUAUUGCCCGUUACAAACAUGCACUGGUUGAAACAAACGUUUCAUUUCCUGCCUAUAUUCUUCUCGGCACAGGUAUACUGCUUAUAUUAGCAGGUGCUGCUGGUGUACUUGCUUGUAUAAAGCAUAGUCGCUGCUUACUUGUGUUUUUCUACAGCCUGUUGCUCCUCAUUUUACUUUGUGAACUAGCCGUUGUUAUAGUCUCCAUAUUUUACUGGCCAAAGGUUAGCAGACAGGUAUCUCAGAUGCUUGAAGAGCAGCUGAAUAUAUAUGACAAACUUGAUGUACCUGAUCGUGUUGUAGACAUCAUUCAGUCAAACUUGCAUUGUUGUGGGGUGAAUAAUUGGUCUGACUGGGAAUCUACUAAUUUCUACAAAGCUACCAAGAAUUAUCCUCAGAGUUGUUAUGAAGAUCCUAAUAAUAAAGAAACCGAACUUUAUCAAACUGGCUGUGUUGUCGCUUUGGGAAGUGAAGUCCAAAGACACUUAGCGUAUAUCAUUGGAUCCGGAUGCAUCUUUUUCCUUUUACAGCUUCUCAGCUUGCACAGCACAUGUAUUGUGGUCUGUCGAUCACGAGCAAUCCAUCUUUGGCGUAA